AUGCAGUUAUUUAUUAUUAUUAUCUUAGUUAUAUCUUUUGGAUUUGCUUUCAUUGGUAUAACAACUAAUUAUUGGUAUCAAAGUCCAUCAAAUGAAUUUAAUGAAGGUCUAUGGGUGAUUUGUCGUCUUCAUGCAUCAACAGCACAUUCAUCAACAAUAUCAGAAGUUUGUGAUAAAAUACCUUAUUUUAAAUCUCAAGGUUUAGCUAUUACUGGAAUUAUUUUUUUAUCUAUUUCGAUUAUUUUAUCAACAAUACAAAGAUAUAAAAAAACUGAUCGUCUUUUAGCUUAUUUAACAAUAACAACACUUACUUUAGAUACAUUUCUUCUUAUACUCAGUUGUUUAUUAUUUCCAAGAGAAAUGAAUAUAAGACGACUUGGUUAUUCACUUUCUUUUGUAUUAUGUAGUAGUCUUUUAAGUUUUCUUACUAUAGGAUUAGUUGCUUUUAAUGCAAGAACAAGUCAAUCAAUAUGA
This is a messenger RNA of Adineta steineri, 474 nucleotides long. The record is from the annotation of a GenBank genome assembly. Lineage: Eukaryota; Metazoa; Rotifera; Eurotatoria; Adinetida; Adinetidae.